GAACACUUGGUUGGCAUCCACCCCAGGUCUUAUCAGAGUCAGAGGACCUUGAAACAGGACACGUCCAAAAUUCAACCGCCUGGAGAAGCCCAGCCGCAAGAGUUCCUCAAUGCUGUUUCUUCUACAGAAAGGAGAAGAAGAGCAGACCUCCCAAGCUUCUCGGACCCCCACAUCCCUCUAGUGGCUCGUGAGAUAAUGCAGCGAAUGAUCCGUCAGUUCGCUGCCGAAUAUACCUCAAAAAACAGCUAUUCUCAGGACACCCCCCACCACCCCCAGCCCAACGGCAUCAAGGACCAAAGCCGCCUCCUGCCGAGAGCGGCCUCUCCAGCCCCGGCCCCCCUCGCCCUGCCGGGGGCGUCCAGCCCCCCGUCCCCCACCCCGGGACCGGGCCUCAGCCCCGCCUCUGCCUUCGCCCCGGACAGUGGGAACGGAGCCGGUAGUAACUGUAGUGGUACCGGUGCUGCUGCCUCUGCACAGAACCCCGUCCUCAGCAAGCUUCUCAUGGCCGACCAGGACUCUCCGCUGGACCUCACCGUCAAGAGGCCUGACCCCACAGAGACCAAAACAGAGGAUGGAGUCCUGGACCUCUCCACCAAGAAGGCCCACGGCACCGUCCUCAAAAACUCUCACAGUUACACCCUAUCGCCCACAGUCAAGGG
This is a messenger RNA of Salvelinus sp. IW2-2015, 659 nucleotides long. The record is from RefSeq and is a predicted model, not a curated record. NCBI's taxonomy places the organism in Eukaryota, Metazoa, Chordata, Actinopteri, Salmoniformes, Salmonidae.